CGUAGGCUUCAGAACUUGGAAAAAAUAAUGAGAGGCCUCAAAUCGCUAGCCUUACAUUCUCCUGUAUGUGUUUGUGUAGUAUAAGGGCUGGCUUUGCCUCUGCCUUACCUUAUCCUAUCCACUCACUCUCCAACGUCUCUCUCUCUCUCUCUCCCCCCUCCUUCCUUGUUACCCUUUUCCCUCACUCUCUCUAAAACCUCAAUUCAUUCCCUCUCUCACUUCCUUCCUGGUUCUGUAUUCAUCAGUUUGAAGAGUUCUCUUGUUUUUGUCUUUUAAACCCAGAAAAAAUACCAGUGUUUGAGAUAUUAAUAUUAUUCGUGGCGGUUGCUAUAUUGAUUGUGUCACGCCCAAGAAUCUUCCAGAGUUUGAGGACGACGUCGACGGAGAGAUUAUUAUUUAAUCUCGCAGUUAAUUAUUCGAUAAAUUCAACUGUUUCUUCAUAGUUAUUUCCGUCCAGCAGCAAGAAAGAAGAAGCUAGAAUUAAAACUCUCUUAAAUUGAAGAGCUAGCUAGCUUUAUCAUUAUCCAAGACGAAGAAAAGCUUCUUCAAUUUCUUCAUCUGCAACAAUGGCUCCUAAAGCAGGCAAAACCAAACCCCACAAAACUAAGGGAGACAAGAAGAAGAAGGAAGAGAAAGUGUUGCCAACUGUAAUUGAAGUUACUGUGGACACCCCAGACGAUUCUCAAGUCACCCUGAAGGGAAUAUCUACGGACAGGAUCUUGGAUUUGAGAAAGUUGCUUGGGGUCCACGUAGAGACAUGUCACCUGACCUGUUACUCCUUGUCCCACGAGGUGCGGGGUCCUAGGCUGAAAGAUUCCGUUGACAUCGCCUCGCUGAAACCUUAUCAUCUAUCCAUCGUUGAAGAGGACUACACUGAGGAGCUCGCCGUGACUCACAUUCGGCGACUCCUCGACAUCGUGGCAUGUACCGCCGCCUUCGGCUUCUCCUCCACCGCCGGUAAGCCGGUUGUCCGGUCCAACACAAGGAUGCUGCCGGCCAAAGAAUCCGGUUCGGUUGAGAUCGAACAGUCUCAGCAGCAGAGUCCAACUUCAGAAAAUGGAUUGGGAAUCAGUUCAAAGCCUGAAUCUGGUGAUCAAAAGCUUGAUUCUGGCGAUGGAGAAGUUCAGAGAGGUGGUGUUGAAAAAGGCGACAAGUCGGAGAAAGUGGACAUUGACAUUUCCUUGUGUCCCCCACCGAGAUUGGGGCAAUUUUACGACUUCUUUUCGUUCUCGCAUCUAACGCCUCCUAUACAUUACAUACGAAGGUCAAAUCGUCCAUUCCUAGAAGAUAAGACAGAAGAUGAUUUCUUUCAGAUUGAUGUUAGGGUUUGCACUGGAAAACCAACAACAAUUGUUGCUUCCAGAAAGGGAUUCUAUCCUGCUGGAAAACGUCUCCUUGUCAGUCACACUUUAGUAGGCCUCCUUCAGCAGAUAAGCAGAGUGUUUGAUUCUGCUUACAAAGCUCUGAUGAAGGCCUUUACAGAACACAAUAAAUUUGGCAAUCUUCCUUAUGGUUUUCGUGCAAAUACAUGGGUUGUCCCUCCAGUUGUUGCUGACAAUCCAUCUGUCUUUCCCCCACUUCCAAUGGAAGAUGAAACGUGGGAAGGCAACGGUGGUGGACAAGGAAGAGAUGGUAAGCAUGAUAAGCGACAAUGGGCUAGAGAGUUUGCAAUACUAGCUGCAAUGCCUUGUCAAACUGCGGAAGAGAGGCAAAUUCGAGAUAGGAAAGCCUUUCUAUUGCACAGUUUAUUUGUCGACGUGUCAGUCAUAAAAGCUGUUACAGCAAUAAAGCAUUUUAAAGAAAGCUCUUUAAACAGUCCAACUACCCAAACUUCCUAUGAAGAAAAAAUAGGACAUUUGGUUAUUAAGGUGACCAGAGAUGUAUCUGAUGCAAGUGUGAAGUUGGAUUGCAAAAAUGAUGGAAGUCAGAUUCUUGGAUUGUCAGAAGAAGAGCUUGCUCGAAGAAACUUGCUUAGAGGCAUAACUGCAGACGAGAGUGCAACUGUUCAUGAUACUCCUACUUUAGGUCUAGUAAUUGUAAGGCACUGCGGCUUCACAGCUGUGGUGAAUGUUUCAACUAAGGUAGAUUGGGAAGGGAGUCCUAUUCCUAUGGACAUUGAUAUUGAGGACCAGCCUGAAGGAGGUGCACAUGCUUUAAAUGUUAACAGCUUGAGGAUGCUGUUACACAAGUCAUCUACGCCCCAAUCAUCUAAUACAAAUCAACGAACCCAAAGCACAGAUGUUGAAAAUUUACGAUCUGCUAGGUCUUUGGUAAGGAGAGUUAUAGAGAAAAGCUUACUGAAAUUGCAGGAAGAACCCACUAAACACAGUGAAUCUAUCAGAUGGGAAUUAGGAGCUUGUUGGGUUCAACAUUUGCAAAAUCAAGCUACUGGGAAAACUGAGCCCAAAAAGUCAGAAGAGUCCAAACCUGAAGCAGAUGUUAAGGGGCUGGGGAAGCAAGGUGGGUUACUAAAGGAACUGAAGAAAAAGAUUGACAGCAGGAAUUCAAAGGCUGAACAAAAGAAAGACGCUUUAGCAAAUAAUGGUGUUGGCAUAACUAACAAGUCAGGUGCCACUCAAGAGGAGUUAGGGAGACAAGAUGAAGAAAAGGAAGCUGUGUGGAGAAAGCUGCUUCCUGAUGCAGCAUAUACACGUCUUAAAGAAUCUAAAACUGGUCUCCAUCUAAAGUCACCUGAUGAAUUGAUGGAAAUGGCACAUAAUUAUUAUGUUGAAACUGCACUUCCAAAGCUGGUGGCAGAUUUUGGUUCCCUUGAACUUUCACCGGUUGAUGGAAGGACAUUAACUGAUUUCAUGCAUACCAGGGGCUUGCGAAUGUCUUCCUUGGGACGAGUGGUUGAGCUUGCAGAUAAGCUUCCUCAUGUGCAAUCGCUUUGCAUACAUGAGAUGGUUGUUCGAGCCUUCAAGCACAUCUUGCAAGCUGUCAUUGCAGCAGUUGAUGAUGUCUAUGAACUGGCUUCAUCUAUUGCAUCAUGCUUAAACAUACUGUUGGGAACACCUACUCCUGAAACUAUUGAUGCAGAAAUUAUCGAUUGUGAUAAUUUGAAAUGGAAAUGGGUAGAGGCUUUCCUUCUCAAGAGGUUUGGGUGGCAAUGGAAACAAGAAAGUGUUCAAGACUUACGAAAGUUUGCCAUUCUACGUGGACUAUGCCACAAGGUUGGACUUGAGCUGGGUCCUAGGGACUAUAAUAUGGAGACAAUAUCUCCUUUUAGAAAGUUAGAUAUCAUAAGCAUGGUCCCCAUAUAUAAGCAUGUGGCUUGCUCAUCUGCUGAUGGUCGCACACUGUUGGAGUCAUCGAAGACUUCUCUGGAUAAAGGUAAAUUGGAGGAUGCUGUCAACUAUGGAACUAAGGCACUGUCAAAAUUAGUGUCAGUAUGCGGACCAUACCACAGAAUGACAGCUGGAGCGUAUAGUCUCUUGGCUGUUGUGUUGUACCAUACAGGAGAUUUCAAUCAGGCAACUAUUUAUCAGCAAAAGGCAUUGGAUAUAAACGAAAGAGAGCUUGGACUAGAUCAUCCUGAUACAAUGAAAAGUUACGGGGAUCUGGCUGUUUUCUACUACCGACUCCAACACACGGAGCUCGCUCUAAAGUAUGUCAAUCGUGCAUUGUAUCUUUUGCACCUUACUUGCGGACCCUCACAUCCAAAUACUGCUGCAACCUACAUCAAUGUAGCAAUGAUGGAAGAAGGAUUGGGGAAUGUCCAUGUUGCUCUCAGAUACCUUCAUGAAGCUUUAAAGUGUAACAAAAGAUUACUUGGGGCUGACCACAUACAGACAGCUGCAAGCUACCAUGCAAUAGCCAUUGCUCUUUCUCUGAUGGAAGCAUAUUCUCUAAGCGUUCAGCAUGAGCAAACCACCUUGCAAAUACUCCAGGCCAAACUUGGUUCUGAUGAUCUAAGGACACAGGAUGCUGCUGCAUGGCUUGAAUAUUUUGAGUCAAAGGCUCUUGAGCAACAGGAGGCUGCACGCAAUGGCACACCUAAACCAGAUGCCUCAAUCUCCAGCAAAGGUCAUUUAAGUGUGUCGGACCUCUUGGAUUACAUCACACCAGAUGCUGAUCUGAAAGCAAGAGAAGCACAGAAAAAGGCCCGUGCCAAGUUGAAGGGGAAGCCUGGCCAAAACUGGGAAACAGUUCCAGAUGAAAAUCAGAAGGAUGAAGAUGUGUCUAAAGAGCAUCCUACUGUGGAGAACACAAGUGAUAAAGAAAAUAAAUCAGAAUCUCAACUUGCAGAACUUGUAAUUGAUAAAGUUGAACCCAUGCUUUCAGAUCAAUCAAUCCUCAAUGAAAGCAAUAACCUGGGGCAGGAUGACACCUCAGAUGAAGGAUGGCAAGAGGCUGUUCCAAAAGGUCGCUCACUCACUGGGCGCAAGUCAUCUUCAUCAAGGAGGCCAACCCUAGCAAAACUGAACACUAACUUCAUUAAUGUUUCCCAGUCAUCAAGAAAUCGAGGGAAGCCCGCAAAUUUUUCUUCUCCUCGAACAAGCUCAAAUGAGACGAGUCCUUCAGUCGGGCCCUCCCUUCCUGCUCCAAAGAAGUUUGUAAAGAGUGCAAGCUUCAGUCCUAAGGUGAAUAGUACCAAUGCCACAGCUGCCAGAGCAGAUAAGUUAGCAGAUUCAAAGUCAGCCCCAACUAGCCCUGCUGUAAGUGAUCAAAAUGCUAAAACGGCUCCUUCUGCCAGUACCAUCAGUGUUCAGACAGCAGGUAAACUUUUCUCCUACAAAGAAGUUGCCUUAGCUCCCCCUGGUACAAUUGUGAAGGCUGUGGCUGAGCAAUCACCAAAGGGAAAUCUUGCUGGUCAGCAAAACCCCGAGGCAAGCCACGAGAUAGUUGCAACAGAGAGGGUUCAUUGUGCAGCAGCAUCGAGAAAGGAUGUGGAAGAAAAACAUGUUCAGAAACCUAGUGAUGAGAAGCAGCUUUUGGUUUCCGAAGAAGAAAGUUCAAGCGUUGUACAUGAAGCAAAAACCAAAGAAGAAGCUGAAGCGGUGACAGACAAUGCAGAUUUUGCAAAAGGUACCGAUGUCAGAGAUGAGGUUGUGAAACCCCAAGAAGAUAGUAGUGAUACAGUUAAAGAGAAGAAAGCUGGAACGACCAAUAUCACAGUCGGGCAGGUUGAGAACAAUGAUUGUUUGAAGAAUGUGAGUGACGGUGCUGCCGCUCGAAGUGAAUCAAAGACAGAAGUACUAGAAAGUUUCCCAACAACUCCCCUCGAUUCAUUUUUCCCAACCAAUUCAGCUGAAGAUUCAAAAGAGUUGCUCAAUAACGAUGCAUCUGUAUCAAAAGAGAAGCUUGCUGAAGGAGAUGAAAAACAACAUGAAUCACUCAGUGGUAAUGCAGAUAGCAAGUCAAUACCAUCAGAAGGAGAAAAGCAAGAUGAAACAGAAUCAGGAAAGGAAACAACCAAGAAACUUUCUGCAGCUGCACCACCAUUUAAUCCAUCAACUAUUCCUGUUGGCUCAGUUCCAGUUCCAGGCUUCAAAGAUCAUGGAGGAAUUUUGCCCCCGCCAACAACUAUUUCUCCUAUGAUUGCAGUAAAUCACCGUAGAUCACCUCAUCAGUCAGCAACAGCAAGGGUUCCAUACGGUCCCCGCAUAUCUGGAGGCUACAAUAGAUAUGGGAACCGAGUUGCACGAAAUAAAACUGUAUUCCACACUAGUGAACCCACCACUGAUGGCAGUUGCAUUAGCCCUCCCACGAUAAUGAACCCACAUGCCACUGAGUUUGUGCCUGGCCAACCUUGGGUUCCCAACGGCUAUCCAGUGCCUGCUAAUGGAUAUAUGACUUCACCAAAUGGUAUUCCAGUUUCACCAAGUAGUUUGCCCAUGGCUCCCAAUGGAAUUCCAUUAUCCAAUGGAUAUCCAACUUCAGUAAAUGGUAUCCCAGUGACUCAAAAUGGAUUUGCAACGUCUCCCACUGUUUCCACAGAUCUAGCACCAGUUGAGAAUGUUGAAAAUGAUCUCGGAAACAUAAUUGAAACGCCAGAUAAGGAAACUGAAGAAGAAACUUCAACGGAAGUCAAGUGUGAAAAGCUGGAAGUUGAGCAAAAUACUCAAGACCAAUCUGCCAGCACUGAAAAUGGUUCUAAAACAGAAGAAAAUCCCAUAGACCUAGUCCCAAUAGCUGAUUGUUGUCAAGAAGAAAAAGAACUUAGCAAGGAAAUAGUGCCUGAGAAAAAUCCAAGCAAGUGUUGGGGGGAUUACAGUGAUAGUGAAGCAGAAAUGAUUGAGGUCACAGGUUAAGUUUUGUAUCUUCUUCGUGAGACUCCAAGGGAUGAUGACUAUGUUCUAGAACAGUGAGGCCCCAAUUUACAACUGGGUUGGCGAGUUCAAUGACCUGAAAACUCAUGGAGAACUGAUGACAGUAAGGAAGUGCAAAAUUCUUAUACGACCUCGUACUCUAAUAAUGGAUGAGGUUAGGUUAACAGUCUUGUUCAUAUUGUCCAAAAGCAGUCUUGUUUAUAGCCUAUUUUGCGGAAGCAAGUCAUCUAGACGUUGAAGCCUUUGUUGAGUGGCUACCCAUCUCCUGUAUUAAAUUGUUUCAAUCUUUUCCUGCUAUAAAUAUUUUGUUGUGUUGACGGAUUUGUAGCUUCUUGGUCAUCCUCCAAGAGAUGAUGACUAGGUUCCAGAACAAUAAGGUCUCACUUUGCAGACCUGUAUUUUGUUUUCCUUGUGGUAGCCCUUGUUUGUAUUUCACGAGUUUGUUCAUAAACUCGAAAUGUUUCUUUUUCGUAUAAUGAAUAGCUACAAUGCUAA
Molecule: messenger RNA, 6767 nt
Organism: Prosopis cineraria
Lineage: Eukaryota; Viridiplantae; Streptophyta; Magnoliopsida; Fabales; Fabaceae
Product: protein REDUCED CHLOROPLAST COVERAGE 2-like
Biological process (GO): organelle organization
Cellular component (GO): cytoplasm
Molecular function (GO): protein binding
Source: RefSeq, a predicted model, not a curated record